Messenger RNA from Fusarium venenatum, 924 nucleotides. RefSeq names its product NAD binding domain of 6-phosphogluconate dehydrogenase-domain-containing protein. The record is from RefSeq and is a predicted model, not a curated record. Lineage: Eukaryota; Fungi; Ascomycota; Sordariomycetes; Hypocreales; Nectriaceae. Gene Ontology annotation, molecular function: oxidoreductase activity, acting on the CH-OH group of donors, NAD or NADP as acceptor; NADP binding; NAD binding.
AUGGCUCCUACAUUAUUAUGGAUUGGUCUCGGGAACAUGGGGAGGGGCAUGAGCAAGAACAUUGUUGAGAAGGGCAACCUAGACGGACCUCUGCUCCUGUACAACCGCUCUACCAAGAGGACAGCUGACUUUAGUGCUACACUCCCCGACGGCAAAACUGAAGUUAUCGAGUCCCUUGCCGAUGGUGUCGCAAGAGCAGAUGUUAUCUUCUCCUGUAUUGCCAAUGAUGAGGCUGUCCAGGAGACUUAUAAAACAAUGCUUGAGAGCGAUGUCAAAGGCAAGCUCUUCAUCGAGAGUUCAACUAUCCACCCAGAGACAACCGAAGCCAUCGCCAAAGAUGUCAUCGCCAAGGGCGCCGAGUUUGUUGCCGCACCUGUGUUUGGUGCCCCUGAGAUGGCCGAAGCUGGUCAGCUUGUCGGGGUGCUUGCUGGACCUGCUGCCAGUGUCACAAAAGCCAAGGCGUGGUUCCAGGGCGUCACCUCCAAGGCCGAUAUUGACCUUUCCGAUCAGCCGUACAGCAAGGCUUUGACUCUCAAGGUCCUCGGAAACACCUUCAUUUUGAACAUGGCCGAGCAGCUCGCCGAGGCUCAUGUUGCGGCGGAAAAGACUGGACUAGGCACUGAAGCCAUCCAUCAAUUUGUCAAAUCGGUUUUUGGAGGACCUUAUGCCUCCUAUAGCGAGCGUAUGUUGACUGGAGAUUAUUACAAGCGCGAUGAGCCCCUUUUCGCUGUCGAACUGGCAAGAAAGGAUGCUCGACAUGCUAUGAGUUUGGCCAAGUCUGCUGGUGUUCAGCUUCGAAAUGUCGAGGCCGCAGACGCACAUCUGGCAAUGGCCUUUGACCACGUUGGUUCAUCUGCAGACAUGGCUGGUAUUUACGGAGCUGUUCGUAAAGAGUCUGGUCUCGAUUAUGAAAACAAUGCCUAG